UGUAAGAGUUAUUUGAAACCAUCCAACUUCACCUCCUAUAUAUAGAAUUCACAACAACAAUAGCUUUCACAUGAAACUUGGGUGAGAAAAACCCGUUACACCAUUUAUCGCCAAAACUACUACGUACUACUCCUUUCUCUUCCCCCUCCCACCGGCGCCGCCGCCAACCGCCGAUAAACGACCAACCAUCAAAGUCUUAGAGCUUCAGCUAAUUGAACAAACUAAGUUUUUUUUUUUUUAACUUUUUUGUUUACUUUUCUUCUUUCCGUAUGAAUUCUACCCAAUUUGUCAUCCGCCUAACCUGUGAUUUCAUUAUGUAACGUAAAUGGACGAAACCCAUAUGCUAUAUUCUUCUUAAUUUGUUUGCCAAUUAGUCGCACAUUGGUAAACCAUAUACCUAUCAUUUGCCAUUUACGAGAAAAACCAAUUUCUUCGUGAAAAAGCUGCCUAAGUUUUGAAGUGUUUUAUCUCGUUUGAGGGUGUUUUUUUUUUCUUUGCUUUUAUAUCUGAUAAUUGGAGGAGUUUAGGUCCCUUGGUUUAAGGCCAUGGCAGGAAUCGUAAAAGAGAUCCUGGCAAGGCCAAUACAAUUGGCAGACCAGGUAACAAAGGCCGCCGAAGACGCACAAUCCUUCAAACAGGAUUGCAUGGAACUAAAGGCCAAGACUGAGAAGCUAGCAGGCCUCCUCCGCCAAGCUGCCAGAGCCAGCAACGACCUCUACGAGCGCCCGACGCGUCGGAUCAUCGACGACACUGAGCAGGUUCUCGAUAAGGCGCUCGCGCUUGUCAUCAAGUGCCGAGCAAAUGGCAUCAUGAAACGAGUCUUCACCAUCAUACCCGCCGCUGCUUUCAGAAAAACGUCCACACAGCUCGAGAAUUCCAUCGGCGACGUGUCGUGGCUUCUCCGGGUUUCAGCUUCGGCCGACGACCGAGACGAUGAGUAUCUCGGUCUGCCUCCCAUCGCGGCCAACGAGCCGAUUCUUUGCCUUAUAUGGGAACAGAUUGCUAUUCUUUAUACGGGUUCAUUGGAAGAACGGUCAGAUGCAGCUGCUUCUUUGGUUUCAUUGGCUAGGGACAACGACCGCUAUGGAAAACUCAUAAUUGAGGAAGGUGGGGUUGCACCCCUUUUGAAACUGGCCAAAGAAGGAACCAUGGAAGGACAGGAAAGUGCUGCGAGAGCGAUUGGCUUGCUUGGUCGUGACCCGGAAAGCGUCGAACACAUUGUGAAUGCUGGUGUUUGUUCGGUGUUUGCGAAAAUCCUCAAAGAAGGUCAUAUGAAAGUUCAGUCCAUGGUGGCUUGGGCGGUUUCAGAAUUGGCUGCACAUCAUCCCAAAUGCCAAGAUCACUUCGCUCAGAACAAUGUAAUUCGGCUUCUGGUUAGUCAUCUCGCAUUCGAGACAAUUCAAGAACACAGUAAGUACGCAAUUGCCAAUAAACAGAAGAUGUCCAUUCAUUCUGUUGUAAUGGCUAGUAAUAAUUCGGAAAACGAAGACGACUUGAAGCAAAAGAUUAGCAACAUGACACCACCAGGUGGGAAUCAAUUGACUAACCAAAUGCACAAUGUGGUCACCAACACUAUGGCUAUGCAGAAUGAACCUACGAGCAAGAACAAACCGCCGGCAGGGCCAAACAAUCAUCAACCUGGCAAGGGUGGUGGGCAAAGCAAUGCGAAGCAGCAGCAAGUAGUCUUUUCCGGGGCUAGCAUCAAAGGAAGGGAAUUCGAAGAUCCAAUUACCAAGGCCAAGAUGAAAGCAAUGGCUGCAAGGGCUCUUUGGCAGCUUGCCAAGGGAAAUGUCACUGUAUGCCACAGCAUAACAGAGUCGAGAGCGCUUUUAUGCUUGGCGGUUUUACUAGAAAAAGGCCCUGAGGAUGUUCAAUCCUACUCAGCAAUGGCAUUGAUGGAAAUCACAGCAGUAGCGGAGCAAAAUGCUGAUCUAAGACGCUCUGCUUUCAAGCCCACUUCCCCUGCUGCCAAAGCUGUGGUUGAGCAGUUGUUAAAGAUAAUAGAAAAGGCUGAUUCAGAACUACUCAUACCUAGUAUCAAAGCUAUAGGAAACUUGGCAAGGACUUUCAGAGCCACAGAGACAAGGCUAAUAGGGCCAUUGGUAAGGCUUCUCGACGAAAGGGAACCGGAUGUCUCUACCGAGGCUGUGAUUGCGCUUACCAAGUUCGCCAGCACCGAAAAUUUCCUUCAUGUUAAUCAUUGUAAAGCCAUUAUAGAUGGAGGAGGAACUAAGCAUCUAAUUCAACUGGUUUACUUUGGAGAACAGAUGAUUCAGAUUCCUUCAUUGAUUCUCUUGGCUUACAUUGCAUUACAUGUUCCGGAUAGCGAGGUACUUGCUCAAGAAGAGGUGCUUAUAGUUCUAGAAUGGUCAACAAAGCAGGCUCAUCUUGUUGAUGAACCGACAAUUGAAGCACUAAUACCAGAAGCCAAAAGUAGGCUGGAACUUUAUCAAUCCAGAGGUUCAAGAACUUUCUAUUGAAUUAUUUUCACGGAGUUGUACAACAUUGCUCGUGAGAUUUCCAUCAAUUUUUUUCAUUGUAAUGCUUAUUUUAACUCUUAAAAAUUGUAUAUAACUUAGCUCCUUGUGAUCGUCACUACGAGGGUAAUUUGUUUAGGAAUUUAAAGACCUUCAAUUGUCUCUCCUGCAUUUUCUAGCUACUUUUUAUACUUACAAUUUUCCUUUCUUUUUUUUUUUUUUUGGGGUUUGUUUUCUUCAUUCAAUGCUGUCGUAGUUGUAAGUCCUGCUUUUUGUGGAUUUUUUGCUGGCAUUUGUAGCUAUUGGUUUAUAUGUUGCUUGAAAAGCCUGCAGUUUGGCAUUCAUUCUUGCUCUUGGAUA
Ziziphus jujuba (common jujube) is the source of this 2837-nucleotide messenger RNA. RefSeq lists its product as uncharacterized. The record is from RefSeq and is a predicted model, not a curated record. Gene Ontology annotation, molecular function: protein binding. Lineage: Eukaryota; Viridiplantae; Streptophyta; Magnoliopsida; Rosales; Rhamnaceae. Bases 546 to 2480 code for a protein of 644 amino acids. The transcript has a single exon. Gene Ontology annotation, biological process: cell surface receptor signaling pathway.